UGUUUGGAUGUUUCUUCUAAAUGGUCACGUGUUGGGAAUAAUUGUACCGAUUGACAAUUUCAUACAACCAACAGAAUUCGGAGAAAAGAAAAUCACAAAAGAUGGGGAGGACAUUUUGAUUCAAAAAGUUGAGGAAGAAAUGUUGGCUCUAAAUAGAACAACUGAUCCAAGGGAUAAAAGGGCUCUUGGUGUGCUUAUACAGGGAUUAGUUGAAGCACUUGGUUGGAACCCAAUGCCAUUACAGAUAGCAUCAUUGCCAAAUCCACCAGCAACUCCAGCGCCUGUGCCAUUUUUUCCAACCACAGCAGCAAAACCUUUGCAACCACAGACUGCAGCUGCAACCCCAGCACAAGCCAGGCAAAGAGAAACACUUCGCUUAACAGGUGUUGUUAAUUUUGGAAAUAAUUCUGAUCUUGUUGGACAUCUGAAGCAAUACGAAACUAUAUUUCAUGGUCCACGACCUACACCUACAAUGCAAAGUACACCCCGACCUUCGAUACCACCACCUCCGCCUCCACCUCCUCCGCCACCACCACCACCUAUUGAUGUACCCGACUACGAAAUAGAUUAUGAUGAACGGAACAAGCCAAUUAGUGCUCCUAAUUUAAUAGACGUCAGAUCGCGUAUUAAUGAGAAUACCAAAUCACCCAAUCUGAUCAAACUCCGUUCGAAUGAUGACGAAAGUACCAAACCUCCACUCCUUGUACCUUAUUUAGUAAAAAUCCCCCUACCAAUCGCUCCUAAUCUUCCACCCCUACUUCCCGUAUAUCCAUUUGGUAAGGAUUUUGAUAGUAAAUUCAAAAAUACCGAACAAAUCGAAGACGACGAUGAUGAUGAUGACAACAAGAAAGUUUUCGAUGAUAUCGAUUUCAAGAACGACGAAUUUUUCUCCAGAAAUGACAAACAAUCGGAUGAUGAAGAUUUCGAGUACCGAAACAAAGAAAGUAAAGAAAGCUACAACGAGGAAAGUAAGGAAAUUUUUAGUGACAAGGAAGUGAUGGAUCCCUCCGGUCUCGUUACAGAUUUCCCUUUCGAAAAUCCACCGAAGAAGGAAAAAAUACCCAAAUUGUCAAAGAAUAAAAACUACAGUAGUGGACCUUUCAACAAAAAUAAACAGCAGACUGAUGACCAUCAUUUCGAUAGUAAGGAUAAGGGAAUAAAGAGUGGAAACGAAGCUAAAAAUCCGAACUCUAAAGAUAGUCGACUAGAUUACAAUUCACAAGAUAACGCACGAGAUAACAAUUCACAAGAUAAUCCACGAGAUAAUAAUCCACGAGAUUACAAUUCACAAGAUUACAACUCACAAGAAAGAGUAACUAAUUCAAGAGAGAAAGUUGAUUAUAAUUCGCGAGAGAAUAUAAAUUCCGACACAAGGGAAAAAAAUGACUCCGAUUCUAAAGAAUUCUACGACGAUUCGAGAGAAAAUGUCAGUUCCGAUUCUAGGGAAACCUAUGACAGUGAAUCACCAGAGUCAUUAGACGAUGAUAAUUCCGAGGAACAGUACGAAGAUAAAUCAUCAAAUUACGACGACGACGACGAGAAUGACAGUAGAGCCAAUGAAAGAUACAACGACGACGAAUCAUCCUCAGAAGAAUAUUCCAAAAAUCCUUCGCAAGAAUCAACAGACUAUGCUGAUUACGAGGAAGGAUCAUCCAAGUACAAAAAACCAGAAGAAGAAAAAACUCCCAACAGUUACGAAUCCACGACAAUCAGUUACGAUAACGAAAAAACAACCGAAAAUUACGAUAUUCCGUUCAAUACUAACGAGUAUCCAUCGACAGUCCUACCGAUAAAUUACGAUCGCGAGAAAAGUAGAGCAAACGAAAUUCUCCGUAAUAGUUACGGCGAGAGUCUUGAAAAGCAAGGAAUCGUCGACGACAAGGUAGCUGAUUAUUUCACAAUGUUCAAGAAUCCCGACACUGGUAUUUACGAUAUCAACAAAAUCCAAACUACGGAAGCAGAGACAUUGAGAAGCAGAAAAAAAAUUGAUAACCCCAAAAAGGAGAACUACAUCCCCGCUGAAAAUAAGUACGAAGAAUAUGAACUCGAAGAAAAACCAGAAGUAACAAGUAAAAACACAAAGUUAUCAAAAAAAGUUUUUACCGAAGCGAAAUCACUUCCUGAUUCGAAUUCAAAAAAAGGAGGAAAUUCAAAACAUCCGAGAAAGCAGUUUAGUUUGAAAACGUACAACAAUGGAGAUAAGUCAGUGGCUAAAAAUGCAAGUAGUAUAAUUUCUGAAUACGAUAAACCGUUUAGAAGACGUAAUGGUCAAUCCGUUUCUAAACAAAAUUCAACUAUAGUUCCGAAUAAAACUGUUAAAAAUUCAAGAAAAAUUUCCGGUUCCUCAUCAGCGACGACAACAACCGAAAAAUCACAAAUUGAAACAUAUAGACCAUCGGCGAGUAAACGAAAAAAGUCAUCAAGGCAUCAGUAUAACAACACAAGUCCUGUUGCACACGAAACAAAGCAAGACAGAGUAGUACAAAUUCCUAGAAAAGGCAACAGACAUAACAACCAUGAUAACAAAGAAACGGUUUUAGGGGAACUUCAGGAAGAAUACGUAACAUUUACUCCUAGAAACGAAAAUUUUGUCCCACCAACUAGAGAGACAAUUCCAAUAAAUUACAUAUCACCUGGAACUCAAGAAUACCAGAAUGUGUUUCAUCAAACAACUCCUUAUUACCCACCAACUUAUGAGACAAUAGCUCCUGAACAUUGGAUACUAAGACAAUAUGAACCAAAUGAAAAGCAAUAUCAACAGUAUCCGUUCCCCUAUCCAUCAGCAUCAUCACCAAAUGUUGAAAUCAAAAAGAACUACAUUCACCUUCCUAAUGAGCAUUUAGCAGAAUUUAACAUCUUCAACAGUUCACAUCCUAAAGAAAACUACAGAAACACAAAUACAGAAAACUAUAGAAAUACAAAUGGAGAGAACUAUAGAAAUCCAAGUGCUGACAACUACAGGAAUGCGAAUACAGAAAAUUACAGAAAUGCAAAUGCAGAAAACAACAAAAAUACAGAUGCAGAAAACUAUAGAAAUAUAAAUGCAGAAAACUAUAGAAAUACAAAUGCUGAAAACUACAGAAAUGAAAAUGCAGAAAAUUAUAGAAAUACAAAUGCAGAAGACUAUAGAAAUACAAAUGCAGAAAAAAAUAAAAAUACAGACAAGAAUAGAAAUACAAAUACGGGCAAGAGCAGAAAUACAAAUGCAGACAAGAGCAGAAAUACAAAUGCAGACAAGAACAGAAAUACAAAUACAGACAAGAACAGAAUUGCAAAUAAAGACAAGAGCAGAAAUACAAAUCCAGACAAGAACAGAAAAAAUGUAAUACAAGGCAGAUUACCAGCUAGAGUAAAUAAAUACAAAACUCAAAAAAAAUUACCAGAAUCAGCAGUGGAAUCAAGGGAAAACAAUUACAGAACACCAGCCGGUCUUCCGGAAAAGCUGACAAUAAAAAAUCUUCACGAAAUCGAAGACAAAGAAUUUAGAGCAUGGCCCUCGCCGUUCGAUUACGUUUUUGAUGGUACUGUGACUACAAAUGUGGUACGUCCCGUAACCUAUCAGCCCUUAACUGCUGUUCUCAACCCUUACGAACAACCAAUUUUUACAACACCCAUAACACACUAUUCACUGAGUCGAAGAUCCUCGAAAGACAAAGACUUUGAAAAAUCAGAAGGAGAGUAUUCAUCUCAACAAAAUAGUGAUACUGAUGGUCAUCAAAGAAGAAUCCCUCAAGAAGAGGGAUUUGCUAAAGUGGAAAGGGAAAACUAUCCAUUAAGCAUACUUCCCCAAAGAGGUGAAAACAGAGGAGAAACCAGAGGUGGAAAUAGAGGAGAAAAACGAGGAGUAAAAGGAGGGGAAAAUAGAAGAGUAAACAUAAAAGAAAAUAGAGGAGUAUAUAUAGGAGAAGCAGAGAGAAACAGAGGAGUAAGCAGAGAAGAAAACAGAGGAGAAAAAAGAGGAGGAAACAAAGAGAAGUAUCCUUCACAUUCCGAUGAUGUAACUGCUUACGAAUACGAAACAUCUGGUCCAGAAACUGAGAAAACUUCUUCGUCCUUCAUUGAUCCUCACAAUCUUCCUGUCGGUGGUGUUCAUUCCCAACAUUUCUAUCAACCAUCUCAGUCGUUUAUUAAAACAGUAAGCACUGUCAAGUUACCAGCAGCAAACGAGGAUUCUUCUUUUAAAUUCGAAACAGCGACAACAGUGCCAAUCGAACAAAAAUUUAGACGUGUCGAACCAAUUACAUCAACAAAUUGCUCACAAAUUUCCACUACGAGAAAUAAAAAUCGAAGAACCGCAAAUUGCAGAGAGGGAAGAAAAUUAACAGCAACAACGACAGCAAGGACCAAUCAAAAAGAGAGGAAUGACAGUCGAGAAAGAGUGCUACGAAAAAGAAUGAGAACUACAGGAAAAACGGGAAGAAACGAUGCGAAAGAAUGAACUGGAAACAAAAAUGACGGAGGUAUUGGAAAACUUAAAAACCAGAUUGCUAGUCGAAUGAUUAUGAAAAAGAUGUGAUAGAUUAAAGACGAAUUAUAAAUUAUUAUCUAUUAAAUUAUAAUUUUAACGAUUCA
Leptopilina heterotoma is the source of this 4572-nucleotide messenger RNA. RefSeq lists its product as uncharacterized. The record is from RefSeq and is a predicted model, not a curated record. Lineage: Eukaryota; Metazoa; Arthropoda; Insecta; Hymenoptera; Figitidae. The transcript is spliced from 2 exons. Bases 8 to 4438 code for a protein of 1476 amino acids.